AUGACAAAUCCCACAAAAGAAUCAUCACACCUGCGUAAGCAGGACCUAGCUACCCUCGAUGUGAGCAAACUUACGUCGCUUUCGCCUGAGGUCAUCAGCCGGCAAGCUACGAUAAACAUCGGCACCAUCGGACACGUCGCACAUGGGAAGUCUACCGUGGUACAUGCCCUCUCCGGGGUGCAUACCGUACGAUUUAAACACGAAAAGGAACGUAAUAUUACCAUUAAGCUUGGUUACGCUAACGCCAAAAUCUAUAAGUGUACCAACCCAGAGUGCCCACCUCCGGAUUGCUAUAAGUCCUACGGAAGCUCGAAAGAAGAUGACCCACCAUGUCCUAGACCAGGUUGUGGCCACAAAAUGGAGUUGAAACGUCAUGUAUCUUUCGUUGAUUGUCCUGGGCACGAUAUUCUCAUGGCUACUAUGCUUAACGGAGCAGCAGUGAUGGAUGCCGCACUGCUGCUAAUUGCAGGUAAUGAGCCUUGCCCACAGCCUCAGACAUCGGAACAUCUUGCCGCUGUUGAGAUUAUGAGGUUGAAGAAUAUCAUUAUUCUUCAAAACAAGGUAGAACUUAUCAAGGAGUCACAGGCCAUACAACGUCAAGAAGAGAUUAAACGUUUCGUAUCGGGUACUGCAGCAGAUAAUGCCCCUAUUAUUCCAAUAAGUGCUGUGUUAAACUACAAUAUCGAUGUGAUUUGUGAGUAUCUGGUAACUCAAGUUGCGGUGCCAAAGAGAGACUUCAUGCUGCCACCGCAAAUGAUCGUCAUUCGUUCAUUUGAUGUUAACAAACCUGGUGAAGAAGUAGAGAAUUUACAAGGAGGUGUUGCUGGAGGUAGCAUUCUCCACGGAGUGCUUCGUGUCGGUGACCAAAUUGAGAUUCGGCCCGGCAUUAUUUCCAAGGACGCAAAUGGAAAUAUUCAAUGUAAACCGAUUAUUUCGAAGAUCGUGUCGUUGUUCGCGGAGCAGAACGAGUUGCAAUUUGCUGUACCAGGAGGACUGGUCGGUGUAGGCACAGCCAUGGAUCCCACCCUGACGAGGGCCGACAGGCUUGUCGGUCAGGUUAUUGGUCACGCUGGACAGUUACCAGAUUGUUUUGCUGAAAUUGAGGUUUCUUACUAUCUUUUAAGGCGUUUAUUGGGUAUAAAGGCACCGGAUGGCGACAAGAGCACAAAAGUUUCUAAACUGAAAAAAGGUGAAUUCCUCAUGAUUAACAUCGGUUCCACUUCUGUUGGAGGUCGUGUUAGUGGUAUUAAGCCAGAUAUGGCUAAGUUUGAGCUUACAGGUCCUGUUUGCACACGUGUUGGUGACAAGGUUGCACUAAGCCGUAGGGUAGACAAGCAUUGGAGGCUGAUUGGUUGGGGUCAAAUCAACAAGGUUAUGGAAUAUUCAUGCUGCUCUUUUGUCCUGGAGUACUCCGCGCUGCGGAUGUCAUACAUCAUGAUUAAUUUUCUGAUGUUGCGCAAACUUAAAUCGCACACCCACGAUCUCGUGGACGAUGCGGUGUCGGAGGCCAUACGGCGUGAGCUUCGUAACCACGAUGGUGUCAUCACUAAAGGGAUCGCUGUAUUGUUGUUUGCGCAAUGUAGUAUCCUUUUGAAGGAGGUGCGUUCAGUAUGCAAGAAGGCCGUGCAGGCGCCCACCAACGUGGAGCCUAAAGUGGUUACGCUUCCUCGUAGUAGAUCAGGAGCUCGACACGUGGCCACUACGUCUGAUGUCGUGGAUAGUGUAUCAUUGUGGAAUAUGGGCGAGAAGAAGUGUUUAACUGAUAAGAAGUUUCGGCUUGAUGGUGUGGACAUUCAUAUGAAGACGCCGAAUGCGCAUGAAGGUUUUGCGUAUAACAAGAUCAUCAUGGGUGUUGGUAUAUACAGCCAAUAUGAGUUUGAUGAGAACCACAAUAUUAGGAAGCAGUUGACACAUGUGGUUAAAUGGAGUAAGCCGGGUGUCGGUACUAGUUUGGUGGACGACUUGCCUGUACCUAAAGUUACUCCAAUGAGGUCUGCAUAUAAAGGGUACCUGCACGACCUUAACGAUCUUGGGGAUAGCCAUGAUACACCUCCGUUAAGGAGGAUCAAGCGUGCCGCACUUGAAAUAUUCGACCAUUCUGUCAUUAUCACCACUGACCACUACGUAUCGAAACAUCGCUGCGGGAAUCCUGUAAAGGGAGCUCCUCUGGAUUUAGAACAGCGCACUCUCCACAGGUCACGUCCCGUAACUGUCAACGAUGUCGAGAAAUGCACAUCACAAGAUAUAAGGGAAAGAUUGGUGAACGAAUGCGAGUUGAAAUAUGUAGGUGAAGUCGAUUGA
Babesia sp. Xinjiang is the source of this 2301-nucleotide messenger RNA. It is a transcript of the gene eIF-2gamma, whose product is annotated as Eukaryotic translation initiation factor 2 subunit 3. Gene Ontology annotation, molecular function: tRNA binding; GTPase activity; GTP binding. Gene Ontology annotation, cellular component: cytosol; eukaryotic translation initiation factor 2 complex. Bases 1 to 2301 code for a protein of 766 amino acids. NCBI's taxonomy places the organism in Eukaryota, Apicomplexa, Aconoidasida, Piroplasmida, Babesiidae. The transcript is spliced from 4 exons. The record is from RefSeq and is a predicted model, not a curated record. Gene Ontology annotation, biological process: positive regulation of translational fidelity; formation of translation preinitiation complex.